Closterium sp. NIES-67 is the source of this 751-nucleotide messenger RNA. The record is from the annotation of a GenBank genome assembly. Lineage: Eukaryota; Viridiplantae; Streptophyta; Zygnematophyceae; Desmidiales; Closteriaceae.
AGAUUUCGACAAUGGUGACGAUGGAUUUCGUCACAAGUCUGCCGGUCGGAUCCAGCGGAAAGGAUACAGUAUUGGUUGUCGUCGACCGAUUGACGAAAAUGGCACAUUUCAUACCAUGUCGUACAACCAUCACAGCCGAAGAAACCGCGCGAUUGUUCAUCUCGACCGUUGUUCACCUACAAGGGAUACCAGCAGCAAUCAUCAGCGAUCGAGACCCGAAGUUCACGUCGAAUUUUUGGCAAGUCACGUGGGCUCGAUACGGCACGUGCCUGCAAUUCUCAUCUGCUUAUCAUCCUCAAACGGACGGUCAGACAGAGAGGAUAAACCAAACGAUGGAACAGCUGAUUCGGACAAACUGCCCCGACCGAAACAAAUGGGAGGACGUGCUUCCCAUAUUGGAAUUCUUCUACAACAACGCGCCCUCAGCUACAACUAAUCACUCCCCGUUUUACCCCAAUUACGGGAUGGACCCGACAGUUCUUAUCUCUACCAACGUUGAGAGUCAAGUACCACGGUCGCAGCAGUUCGUCGAAGAAUUACAGACUGUCCGAGACAAAGCUGUCGAACUUAUUCACAAGGCGAACGCUAUUGCCCGACGGUAUGCGGAUUUACAUCGACGAGAUAUUACAAUGGCAGCAGGGCAACUAGUCCUUUUGGACACCAAGAACUUACGGUUGCCACUACCGACAAAAUUACGACCACGUUUCUGUGGCCCAUUCAAGAUCUGAAGAUGGUGACGCCGGUGACCGCC